GUUCGACUCCACCUGCGGCCUCGUGAUGCUUGUUCGCAUGUUCAUGUUAUUAUUUCCGCAAUGGCAACCUCGAGUCUCCGAUAGAACCCUACACCUCCUACAAUAAUGAGCAGCAAUGCCUCGUCUGCUCCGAGACGCGAGAGCUACUUCGAAAAGCCAAGUGCCUAUUUCCAAAAAAAUGUUCCCGGGAUAAGCUACCUCCAAUACUCGCUUGACAAAGAGCCCGAGUAUCUCCCCCAGAUCCGCGAGUUGAUCUCCAAAGACCUUUCCGAACCGUACAGCAUCUAUGUGUACCGAUACUUUCUCUACCAAUGGGCCGAAUUGUGCUUCAUGGCAGUUGACACCACUGACAACAAUAAGUUGGCUGGCGUGGUCAUCUGUAAACUCGAACCACAUCGAGGGGGCCCUUUAAGAGGAUAUAUCGCAAUGCUGGCCACCAAAGAUAAGUUCCGCGGCAAAGGCAUUGCUACCACACUGGUCAGCAAAGCCAUUGAUUUGAUGAUCGAGAAAGAUGCGGACGAGAUUGCGCUUGAGACCGAGGAAACGAACACAGCAGCCAUGAAGCUGUAUGAGCGGUUAGGUUUCUUGAGAAGUAAAAAGCUGCACCGGUACUACUUGAACGGGAACAGCGCAUACCGACUGCUGCUGUAUCUGAAAGAGGGGGUGGCCAGUAUGCAGACUGAACAGGACUAUUAUGGCGAUUUUUCAGGCCAUGGUCAGGAUGAACCAAGGGACCAGCAGCGAGGAUUCGAGGACAUUUUCAGCCAGGGAAUAGUCUGAGCAAGCUUUUGGUCUACGAAGGACAGCACAGCAUGAGAUACAGUCAUCGAAAUCUGUCUGGUUGAUCUUGCUGAGCAUCUAUGCUCAACAACGGUGGUCCGCGGCCUAUCAGCCUAUGAUAUCUGACGGCUACGCUUGAGGCAUGGACCAAAUCCCAAGAAGUGCCAUCUUACAAGCCAGCCGAAGAGGGCAUCACGAAGACAAGGGAUCCAUAUCCGUCCACUAUUGGGAAUGGCUCAAAUUCAACAGGUUUGGAGAGGGUUAUAGACAACCGCCAAUCCAUUCCUCCCAUCUUCCGACUCCCUUGCCUGCUUCUUCACCUUUUACGGCUCCUCCAACGACGUCGAUACGAAUGCCGUACUCCUCCUCCAUCAACUUGAAGCUGAACUUCUCUUCACCCCCACCACCGAGAAUUUCAUCUUCCCCAUCGACAUCCGGCUCCUGGCCUACGGUAGCAAGACCCUUACUCCUGGACACUCGGACUCUUUCGAUUUCUGUCUGCAGCCGUUCCUUUACCGCCCCGGGAGGCAGCGCAGUAAACAGAUCUUGCUUGUUUGCUGCGACCAGAAUCGGUAUAUCCGUCUUUGCGGCCUUGGCUGACGUCUUCGCGGCUUUCCGUUUUUGUAGGACGAGUAAGGUGUCAUGAAGAUACGCCGCCGUGUCGCGCGAAGCAGGAGAAUCACUCGAAUCAAGGACGCUGGCAUCGACAACGAAAAUCACUCCACGAAGCGAAGGGCUUUGUAUUUGAGGCAAUGCCUGUUCGGUUCUCAGUUUGCCGUGUCCAGGAGUGUCUAUCAUGACAUAUCGAGUGGGCUGCUUCUCCCUCAAGGACACAUCGUUUUCGGAACGGUAUUUAUCAGAUCCCAGAGGGACCGAGGGCGGAAGUAGCAAGGGGGCUCGCCAUGAUACUUGGGAAGUUCGGGUGACGGCUGGCUCUGCGUUUUCUAGUUCGGCAGAUCUCUUUUGUAGCUAGAUAGAAUUAGCUCGAGCAUGGUAGCAAAUACCAGGCAGAUUCCUCACCAGAGUGACCAAUGCAGUCUUCCCUGCGUUGCUAGGGCCC
Molecule: messenger RNA, 1840 nt
Organism: Exophiala dermatitidis NIH/UT8656
Lineage: Eukaryota; Fungi; Ascomycota; Eurotiomycetes; Chaetothyriales; Herpotrichiellaceae
Product: ribosomal-protein-alanine N-acetyltransferase
Exons: 1
Coding region: 106-780 (224 amino acids)
Biological process (GO): N-terminal peptidyl-methionine acetylation
Cellular component (GO): NatC complex
Molecular function (GO): protein-N-terminal amino-acid acetyltransferase activity
Source: RefSeq, a predicted model, not a curated record